AUGUGGGAGCCAGUGCUGUUUGGGACCUGGGACGGUGUGUUCACGUCAUGCAUGAUCAACAUCUUCGGGGUCGUGCUUUUCCUGAGGACUGGCUGGCUGGUGGGCAACACGGGUGUGCUGCUGGGCAUGUUCCUGGUGUCCUGUGUCAUCCUUGUGGCCCUUGUCACCGUGCUGUCCGGUAUCGGCGUGAGCGCCCAUGGCGGCGUGGGCAGUGGCGGCGUCUACUCCAUGAUCUCCUCGGUCCUUGGUGGGCAGGCGGGAGGCACCAUUGGGCUGCUGUACGUCUUCGGACAGUGUGUUGCAGGUGCCAUGUAUAUCACUGGCUUUGCUGAAUCCAUCUCGGAUUUGCUGGGCCUCAGGAACAUCUGGGCCGUGAGAGGCAUUUCGGUGGCUGUGCUCCUGGCCUUGCUGGGGAUUAACCUGGCAGGGGUCAAGUGGAUCAUCCGCCUCCAGCUGCUGCUGCUGCUCCUGCUGGCCGUGUCCACGCUGGACUUUGUGGUGGGCUCUUUCAGCCACUUGGACCCAGAGCAUGGUUUUAUUGGCUAUUCCCCGGAGCUGCUACGGAACAACACUCUGCCGGAUUACACCCCGGGGGAGUCCUUCUUCACCGUCUUCGGGGUGUUCUUCCCAGCUGCCACAGGAGUCAUGGCCGGCUUCAACAUGGGGGGCGACCUCAGGGAUCCUGCUGGCAGCAUCCCGCUCGGCUCACUGGCGGCUGUGGGCAUCUCGUGGUUUCUGUAUGUUGUCUUCGUCCUGCUGCUUGGCGCAGUCUGUACCCGCGAGGCUCUUCGCUAUGACUUCCUGAUAGCUGAAAAGAAAGGACCAAAUAAAACACCUGUGACUGCCAUCUGCCUGACCAGCUUGGUGACCAUGGCCUUUGUCCUGGUGGGUCAGGUGAACAUUCUGGCCCCUAUCGUGACCAUCAACUUCAUGCUGACAUACGUGGCAGUGGACUACUCGUUCUUCUCUCUGUCCAUGGGCUCCAGCAGCCCCUCGCGGGCGCCCGAGCCAGUGCUCAGGGAGGGCAUGGAAGCUGUCCACUGCUCGGAACACCUGCUCCUGGAGAAGGCUCCCAGCUAUGGCUCCGAAGGCCCCACCCGAAGCCUCUCAAAGGGCACACUUCUGGAAUUUACCAAAGACAUGGACCAGCUCCUCCGGCUGACCAGCGAGCUUGAGAGUAGCCAGCCCAGGCAAGAAGACGAGAGCAGAACUGCUGGGGGUCAGAAGAGGAAAGGCAAGAAGGCUACAAAACACACCCUACACGACAGCUUCCUCCUGGACUCCAGGGCCUCCACUUCCCUCCCUCCUGAUGGCUCUGACAAGUCGCCCACUGCCUCCUGGGAAGGACAAGGGUCCACCUGGAAUAAGCAGACUUCCAGGAGUGAAGGGACUUGGCCUGGGGGAACGUGUGAGGAACUUGUUCCGGAGCUGUGUAACCAGCGUCGGCCAAGUAGAGAAGAUUUUUUCCUGAAGCCCAGGCUCCAGGAACAAGACGUCCAGAGGAAACCAAGUUCUAUUUACACUCACAUAUGCAAUCCCUGGGUCUCACUGUUGGGGGCUAUUGGGUCUCUUCUCAUCAUGUUUGUGAUCCAGUGGGUCUACACCCUGGUUAACAUGGGUGUUGCAGCCAUUGUGUAUGUCUACAUCGGCCAGGCCAGUCCAGGACUUCCUCUUGGAUCAGCCUCCAACUUCAGCUUUUUCCGAUGGAUGAGGUCUCUUCUGACCCCCACCUGCAGGAGCUUGCGGUCCCCCCAGGAACAGAUCAUUUUGGCGCCGUCCCCUGCCAGGGUUGACAUGGCAAUGACCCAGCUCACUCAGGAGAACGCUGACUUCGCUUCCCGGGAUCGCUACCACCACGCCUCCUCCGUGAGUCGGGAACAGCUGAUGCCUCGAUACUAGAAGCCGCACU
Molecule: messenger RNA, 1909 nt
Organism: Ochotona curzoniae (black-lipped pika)
Lineage: Eukaryota; Metazoa; Chordata; Mammalia; Lagomorpha; Ochotonidae
Product: solute carrier family 12 member 8-like
Exons: 11
Coding region: 1-1899 (632 amino acids)
Biological process (GO): chloride ion homeostasis; potassium ion homeostasis; chloride transmembrane transport
Cellular component (GO): membrane
Molecular function (GO): potassium:chloride symporter activity
Source: RefSeq, a predicted model, not a curated record